This is a messenger RNA of Salvelinus sp. IW2-2015, 3462 nucleotides long. Its product is annotated as sentrin-specific protease 6-like. The record is from RefSeq and is a predicted model, not a curated record. Gene Ontology annotation, molecular function: SUMO-specific endopeptidase activity. The transcript has 19 exons. The coding region runs from base 179 to 2887 and encodes 902 amino acids. Lineage: Eukaryota; Metazoa; Chordata; Actinopteri; Salmoniformes; Salmonidae. Gene Ontology annotation, cellular component: nucleus; cytoplasm. Gene Ontology annotation, biological process: proteolysis; regulation of kinetochore assembly; protein desumoylation.
UGUGAAAAACAAGGCUAGUAUUUUGCUAGAUUAAUGAAAAGUUCCAUUAACCAACCAUAAUAGCUGUGUAUGCAAUCAGUUCAAAUCAAGCUAGCGAGCGAACUGAUUAGCUGGCUAAAUUAGCUACGACAUUUGCGUUAGCUUACUAUCAAGUUUUACCUGCACUGCUGACUGACAAAUGAAAAAACGUUGUGCAAAUAAACAUUUGAAAAGAUCUCUCAAAGGAAAUGCCAUUGGACUCAAUAUGUUGGGAAUUGGCAAGAUGCCUAGCUCUCAAAAUGAAGCAGUGCAUUUCAGCACAGUCCUCAACCACAGUGACUACUUCAUUCUGAGCCAGGUACCCUCUCCAGGAGUGGUUGUCCAAGGCAGCAUCUUCCAACAUGCGUUUACCCCUGCUUUAGUGCUUCAGAAUAAUGCCCAAAGGAUUGACGGCACACUAUGUCUUCAAACAGAAGAAUCGCCCAAGAAAAAUCCUUCUCUCCUACAACCUGCAGUUGUGUUGUCAAGUGAUGACAAGGAAGAAACCUCAGUCUGUUCUGGUACGCCAAUGUCAGGGACUAGUCACUCUUCACCAACGCCCUCUGGUGGCAGUUUGGAGACAGUCGCUGAUGACGAUGACUUCACAAGCAAUUACUUUACCAACUCCAAAACCAGACUACCAAGGAAGAAGCGAAUGAAAGACCCGUUUGGAAAGUUGGUCCCAGACAAACCCACCACAAAACGGCGAAGAGUCAAACAGAAUCAUCCCAUAUCACCUCCUCCUAAAAAGACAUCUGCUGACAUUUCUGAGAGGAUUGAUGUGUUCUGCAGAUGUGUGAGAGUGGGAACAAUGCGCAGGACACCUCCCAAGCAUGUCACCUUUACAGCAGAGUACAUCCAGAUUGAUGAACAAGUGCGGCUAUGGUCGUAUAGUCUGGCCAGUUGUGCGUGGUGCCAUGCCCGAAACUUGCCUGCCCUUUUCCUCAAGACCACCUCAGGGGAGUCCCAGCGCCUCCGCCUUCUCCUCAAGAUGUCCCGAGCCAACGGGGGUGCCUGGUAUGACAGCAAGGGCCAACAUCUCGGCGAGAACUACAUAAUCUUAGUGUUUGAGAAUAUGCUGUCUGACCUGGAGAAAGUUGAACUGGAGAAGGUCUUCAGAGAAAUUGGCAGAGCAAAUAAAGCUCCUGAGGAUUUCACAGUACAGUUGCCAUUUGUGGAGGCCAACAGAAUACUGAUGCAUUCCUCCCAUCCAACCCCAGAGAAGCAGCAGUUUUUGGAUUCCAUUUGUGGCUCCAGUAAACAGACACCAUCUUCCAAGCCUCUUGCCCCAAGAUGGAUUGCACCUGCCCCACAACUGAUCUCUCUUGCCCCACCACGGAUCUCUCUUGCCCUACCACGGAUCUAUUUUGCCCUACCACGGAUCUCUCCUCCCCCAGCAUGCCUGUCUCCUCCCCCAGCAUGCCUGUCUCCUCCCCCAGCAUGCCUGUCUCCUCCCCUAGCAUGCCUGUCUCCUCCCCUAGCAUGCCUGUCUCCUCCCCCAGCAUGCCUGUCUCCUCCCCCAGCAUGCCUGUCUCCUCCCCCAGCAUGCCUGUCUCCUCCCCRAGCAUGCCUGUCUCCUCCCCUAGCAUGCCUGUCUCCUCCCCCAGCAUGCCUGUCUCCUGCCCCAAUACAAGUCUUGGAUGAUGAAAUAGUGGAGAUUGAAUCAACCUUCAAAGGGCCAGUCAAAAGGAUAAUACUGUACCCCCCUCAUCCAGCCAGAGGGGGGAUCUCUGUCACCAAUGAAGACCUGCACUGUCUCAACGAGGGAGAGUUCUUGAAUGAUGUCAUCAUUGACUUUUACCUGAAGUACUUGGUCUCUGCAAUGCUGAAAGAGGAGGAUGCCAACAGGAGUCACAUGUUCAGCUCCUUCUUUUACAAGCGCCUCACCCAGACAGAGCAGAGAAAGACCCCAUGCUCUGAGGACCUACCUGUGAAGAAAAGGAGACACAACCGAGUGAGAACAUGGACCAGGAAUGUUGACCUCUUCCAGAAGGACUUCAUCUUUGUCCCCAUAAAUGAAUCGGCACACUGGUUCCUGGCGGUCAUCUGCUUCCCUGGCCUAGAGGACCUCCAGCAGGAGCCCCUGUCUCCAGACUCCCCAUUCCCAGCCUGGCUGGAGGAAGCAGAGAGCAGCUUGGACAAGUGCUUCCUGAUGGACUACACCUCCCCCAACCCCAUGUCCCUGUUCUUCAGCCCCCCGGGCAGCAGCACCAGGGGUCAGCCAGGCCCAGAAGCCCCAGACUGCGACCUCACCAUAGGGGUGAGGCUGUGUGUGUGCUCAAACGGUGGGGGCGGAGAGGAGCUGGAGCUCAGUGUGAGCCCCACCACCACAGGGGUCCAUGGUCUAGGUCGGAUAAAGAAGCAGCUCCUCUCAGAUGAUUGCAACGGAUAUGAAAUGGAAAAGGAUAUCUUUGCCUUUUCUCCUGUUCAGGAUUCAAAUCAGGACCAGUGCAAUGAGAGUGACCAGCAGGACAGUGUCGAUAUCUCCUCCCAACCCACUACCUGUAAACAACCUUGUAUCCUGAUCAUGGAUUCCCUAGGAGGCCAUGUGAGAUCGGGGGUCGUGAAGAUCCUGCAAGAAUACUUGGAGGUGGAGUGGGAGGUGAGGAAAGGGAGUCUGAGGAGUUUCUCUAAAGAUUCGAUGAGGGGCUCAAACCCCCAGGUCCCUCAGCAGGACAACUACAGCGACUGUGGCGUUUACCUGCUUCAAUAUGUGGAGAGCUUUUUCCAGAAUCCCCCAAAAGAUUUUGAGCCGCCCAUGGACCUGAAGGAAUGGUUUCCACUGAUGCUGGUGAAGCGCAAGCGAGCAGAUAUCAGGAAACUCGUCCUCAAAAUUCAACAUCAACAAGAGGACACAAAUGACUCAUAACCUCCAUUUAAAUGGAUAUAUGAUGAAAUUCACCAUUUGAUUUGGUGGGGUUAUUUAGUCUCCCUUGGUUCAAUGGACCUGGCUCAGUGACGGUACAUUUAGUUCCUUUACCUUACUCUGUAUCACAUUGUUACUGUGUGUGUAUGUGUAUAUAUACAUACAUACACACCUCACCUUUUUAAUUUUAAGGCAUAAUCUUUUUUCAUGGUUGCGCUUGUGACUAAGCAUCUGUGUUUUGCAAUGUUUAUUGGUUGAUAGGAUGGUGAUAUGAUUCUUCCCUUAGUUGUCGCAUCACAGAUUAAAAUAGCAUAAAUUGAGAAUUUCUGUGUAAAUUUAGCUUUGUUCUAUAAAGGGUUCCGGUUUAUUCUUAAUGUCCUGUUAUGCUUGAAAAUGUAAUGUCAGAGACAUGAGACUGUUGUAAUACAUUGUUUUGUACAUUUUUGAAUGUCUCUAAGUUCUCAUAGUACUUGCAUUAUUUGUGAGGGGCACUUCGUUGGAUUGCCCAUCUGAUAAGCGAGCAGCCUAGCAUUGUUCAAUUUCAUUUGAAGUAGAAGAAAGUGAAAAAUAAAUAAAUG